This is a messenger RNA of Mirounga angustirostris (Northern elephant seal), 720 nucleotides long. It is a transcript of the gene NKX2-8, whose product is annotated as NK2 homeobox 8. The record is from RefSeq and is a predicted model, not a curated record. Gene Ontology annotation, molecular function: DNA-binding transcription factor activity, RNA polymerase II-specific; RNA polymerase II cis-regulatory region sequence-specific DNA binding. The transcript is spliced from 2 exons. Lineage: Eukaryota; Metazoa; Chordata; Mammalia; Carnivora; Phocidae. Gene Ontology annotation, biological process: cell differentiation; regulation of transcription by RNA polymerase II. Bases 1 to 720 code for a protein of 239 amino acids. Gene Ontology annotation, cellular component: nucleus.
AUGGCCACCUCGGGACGCCUCAGCUUCACCGUGCGCAGCCUCCUGGAUUUACCCGAGCAGGACGCACAGCACCUGCGGAGGCGGGAGCCGGAGCUACGCGCUCCCGGGCCCGGCCCCUGCGCCACCUGGUUGGAAUCCGAGCGCAGCCACUACCCCUCCUCGGACGAGAGCAGCCCGGAGACCAGCCUUCCCGACUCGUCGCAGCGGCCGUGCACUCGGCCGGUGUCUCCUGGCUCAGACGCUGAAAAGAGGAAGAAGCGUCGGGUGCUGUUCUCCAAGGCGCAAACGCUGGAGUUGGAGCGACGCUUUCGGCAGCAGCGCUACCUGUCCGCGCCCGAGCGCGAGCAGCUGGCGCGCCUGCUUCGCCUCACGCCCACACAGGUCAAAAUCUGGUUCCAGAACCAUCGCUAUAAGCUGAAGCGCGCGCGCGCCCCCGGCGCGCCGGGGGCGGUGGAGUCGCCUGACCUGGCAGCCGCUGCCGAGCUGCGCGCCGCCCCGGGCCUGCUGCGCCGCGUGGUGGUCCCCGUGCUGGUGCGCGACGGGCAGCCUUGCGGCAGCGGCGAUCUGAGCACGGCCUCCGCCCAGGCCAAGAGCGGCGCGUCCCCGGCCGCCAGCUGCCCUCUGCCAGGCUAUGCCGCCUUCGGGCCUUGCUCGGCUCUCGGCCUCUUCCCCGCCUACCAGCACUUAGCGCCCCCAACCCUGGUCUCCUGGAACUGGUGA